Molecule: messenger RNA, 489 nt
Organism: Cariama cristata (Red-legged seriema)
Lineage: Eukaryota; Metazoa; Chordata; Aves; Cariamiformes; Cariamidae
Gene: RNF152
Product: ring finger protein 152
Exons: 2
Coding region: 1-489 (162 amino acids)
Biological process (GO): apoptotic process; negative regulation of TORC1 signaling; protein polyubiquitination
Cellular component (GO): lysosomal membrane; lysosome
Molecular function (GO): ubiquitin protein ligase activity
Source: RefSeq, a predicted model, not a curated record
AUGGAGACCCUCUCCCAGGACUCUCUGCUGGAGUGCCAGAUUUGCUUCAACUACUACAGCCCCCGCCGGCGGCCCAAGCUGCUGGACUGCAAGCACACCUGCUGCUCGGUGUGCCUGCAGCAGAUGAGGACCAGCCAGAAGGACCUGCGUUGCCCCUGGUGCCGUGGGAUCACCAAGCUGCCACCGGGGUACUCUGUGUCACAGCUCCCCGAUGACCCCGAGGUGAUCGCUGUCAUUGCAAUCCCCCACACCUCGGAGCACACCCCUGUCUUCAUCAAACUCCCCAGCAAUGGGUGCUACAUGCUGCCAUUGCCCCUCUCCAAGGAGAGGGCACUACUGCCGGGAGACAUUGGCGUUGUGAAAAGCUCCACCUGGUCGGGGGUUUGCACUGUGAUCCUGGUGGCCUGCGUCUUGGUCUUUCUCCUGGGCAUCGUCCUCCACAACAUGUCGUGCAUUUCCAAGCGCUUCACGGUGAUCUCCUGUGGCUGA